Boleophthalmus pectinirostris (great blue-spotted mudskipper) is the source of this 2765-nucleotide messenger RNA. It is a transcript of the gene dtx2, whose product is annotated as deltex 2, E3 ubiquitin ligase. The transcript has 8 exons. The record is from RefSeq and is a predicted model, not a curated record. Gene Ontology annotation, biological process: Notch signaling pathway; protein ubiquitination. Bases 276 to 2483 code for a protein of 735 amino acids. Lineage: Eukaryota; Metazoa; Chordata; Actinopteri; Gobiiformes; Gobiidae. Gene Ontology annotation, cellular component: nucleoplasm. Gene Ontology annotation, molecular function: zinc ion binding; ubiquitin protein ligase activity.
GAAAAGACCAAGCGAAGGCGCAUGCGCAGUGCCUCUGUCUGUGCACACACUGCUGCUAAUGCUAAGCUAAAGCGUCCCUCCGCAGUGUCCACCAUGACCCAACAUGUCCCCGGCACCACCACCGCUCCGUGCGCCGCGCCUAACGGACCUUUUACCUACGCACUGAUUUAACAUGAGGCGAGUGGAAGCGCACAGUUAGUGAGUCCGUUUCUCUGCUCACGGAUCUGCAGAGCUGCCGUUAGCCUGUGAAGCUAACUGACGCUAGCCCCGUGAACAUGGCGAUUGUGUCUGGCUCGUGCGGCAGAGUGAGCGGGCCGUCUGUCCCGGGCGCAGGCUCCGUGUCCGGGGUGCUCUCUCAGCCCAUGGUGGUGGUCUGGGAGUGGCAGGACGAUCAGGGCUUCUGGCGGCCCUACAGCGGACAGGUCAGCGCCUACAUCGAGCGCUGUCUCUCCCCGCGGGGACAGAGACUAGCGGGAGCCGGCCUCACGAGCAUCUGCCUGGGACACUCCGACCCGAGCCUGGCGCAGUACCUCAUAGACGUGCCGGGCCUCAAGCAGUUUCGACAGGACACAGGUAAGACUCGUUCUGUGCGCCGCUCCCUGUUUGCCCAAUCGUCAGGCCUGGGCAGUGGCGUGUACUGGGAAUGGGCCAAUGAUGACGGCACUUGGACUCCAUAUGAAACUAGGACCUCCAUUCUGCUGGAGCACAGUUAUCAGGCUCGCCAGGGCACUGCCGAUCUGGGCUCUCACGGCUAUAACUAUAUCGUGGACCUCACGUCCCUGUCCCAGGUUAACAAGUCCACUGGGUUCAGAAGACAGGUGCGCCGCCAGUGUAACCUCCCGUACCCCUUGGCUCCUUCUGGGGCCCACUCUGGGGCCUCUGGACUUUCCUCUGGGGCCUCUGGCCUCUUGUCUGCAGCCCCCCCUGGACUAUCUUCUGGGGCCUCUUCUGGACUCUCCUCUGGGGCCACUCCUGGAGUUUCCUCUGGGGCCCCCCCUGGACUCUCCUCUGGGGCCCCCCCUGGACUCUCCUCUGGGGCCCCCCAUGGUCUCUCCUCUGGGGCCCCCCAUGGUCUCUCCUCUGGGGCCCCCCAUGGUCUCUCCUCUGGGGUCCCCCAUGGUCUCUCCUCUGGGCCCCCCCCUGGACUGACCUCUGGGUCCCACCCUGGACUGACCUCUGGGGCCCACCCUGGACUGACCUCUGGGGCCCACCAUGGACUGACCUCUGGGGCCCACCCUGGACUGACCUCUGGGGCCCACCCUGGACUAUCCUCUGGGGCCCACCCUGGACUCUCUUCUGGGGCCCACCCUGGACUCUCUUCUGGGCCCCCCCCUGGAAUCUCCUCUGGGCCCCCUCCUGGACUCUCUUCUGUACCUGUGUCUGUUUCUUCUGGACCUGCUUCUCUGCUUACAGGGCCCCCUGGGACCCCUUCAUCCCUGGCCUGCUCCUGUCAGCAGUGUCUGAGUCACAGCUCCACGGGGCCCAUGUCCAGUCGCUCACGCCACUCCUUCUCCUCAGGCAAUCUGACCCGGCCGAGUGUGCAGAGCAGUGGAAGAGCUACAGCCGCUCACCCCACCUCUGUGUACUCGCCGUACCCCAGGAGGCCUCUAUCUGUGGGCAGUGUGUCCUGGGGGAGCCCCUGGCUCCCACCUACUGCUGCUGGUCAUCCCUCCACUCAUCCAUCCAGCUCCUUUAAUGGGAUGAGUGUUCCCUCAGUGUCAGUGCACCUGAAUGGCUCCACCAGUGUGAGUUCUGCCCUGGCAGCCUGUGCUCAGAGGCCAGAGGAGGUGAUCCAGCGCUACAUGGAGGUAGUGGUUGGAGUGCCAGACGAGGACUGCAUUAUCUGUAUGGACCAGCUCUCCAAUCCUUCCACUUAUGAGCUCCCAGCCAAAGAGGACAGAUGCCCUGUGAUCGAACCAGACACUGUGGGCAAGUUCAUCAAGUGUGGCCACACGCUGCAUAUGCUCUGUAUGCUUGCCAUGUACAACAACGGCACCAAGGAUGGCAGCCUGCAGUGCCCCUCGUGUAAGACCAUCUACGGAGAGAAGACGGGCACCCAGCCAAAGGGAAAGAUGGAGAUCUACAGCAUCUCCCAGUCCCUGCCUGGGCACCCUGAUUGUGGCACCAUCCAGAUCAUCUACAGCAUUCCCCCAGGCAUCCAGGGCCCAGAGCACCCCAACCCAGGCCAGCCGUACACCUGCAGAGGCUUCCCCAGAUUCUGUUUUCUCCCAGACAACACUAAGGGUCGAAAGGUGUUGGAGCUGCUGAAGGUGGCCUGGAUGAGGCGUCUGAUCUUCACCGUGGGGACCUCCAGCACCACUGGAGAGCCGGACACUGUGGUGUGGAACGGCAUCCACCACAAAACCGAAAUGAUGUCCAAUCUGUCUGGACACGGUUACCCCGACCCCAACUACCUGGACAAUGUCCUGUCCGAGCUGGCCUCGCAGGGCAUCACAGAGGACUGUCUCAGAGCCCACAGCUGAACCUCCACCACUCUAAAGGAACCUUUGAAGAAGCACUUUAGGUUUACAGUGAUUUAGAUGAACAGCGCUGGCAUUUGUCUGAAUCUUGCGUGUAUAUGACUAGUCUGUUAAGGCAUCAACACAGAUGACAAGAUCCAUUCAUGAUGAGAGACCACAUCAGGGCUGCAACGAUUCAUUAGAAUAACUGACUAAUAGACUUUUAAAUAAUUGCUCAUUGUUAUCUGGUCUGUUCUGGUCAAAAGACAUUUGAUAACACAGUGGCAUUAAAUCUAAAUGGCCAAA